Molecule: messenger RNA, 5014 nt
Organism: Syngnathoides biaculeatus (alligator pipefish)
Lineage: Eukaryota; Metazoa; Chordata; Actinopteri; Syngnathiformes; Syngnathidae
Gene: il12rb2
Product: interleukin 12 receptor, beta 2a
Exons: 16
Coding region: 153-2519 (788 amino acids)
Molecular function (GO): protein binding
Source: RefSeq, a predicted model, not a curated record
AAAAAAGAAAAGCGGAUGGCACCUGUCGCGUUGUCUCGUUCACCGUUCCGACACGCAGAUCGUCCGAAGGAUGGUAAGGACGGGACCGUGAGCGUAAAGUCCACCCUCAUGCUGGAGGACCAAUGAUUUUGACUUUCGCCGACGGAUGACACAUGGCGGCAAUUCCCCAAAAAUGGUCUUUGUUCUGUGUCUCGACGCUGAUGCUGCUGGUGCAACGCUGCACAGGUAAGACCCCGGCUUGCGUGAGCUGGUCCACCGCAGGGCCCGUGGUGCAGCUCGGCUCCAGCUUUGAGGUUUACUGCACCUUUAACUGUAAAUGCGAGCGCUCCAUGUACAGCGACCACCCGCCUGCCCUGCAGGACCACACGGCGGUCAACUCUAGCACCACGUACAUCCGCGUGGGGAACAUCACCAAGAACCGGACCUUCAGCUGCCAGUGCCGAUGCCGCGCCCUGUCCCUGGACCCGUGCGGACUCGACAUCUGGGCUGGAUACCCACCAGAGAGGCCACGGAACAUUCGGUGCCAUUACAAGGUGGAAACCGACCGGGCUGGUGAGGUGCUUUGUUCCUGGGAAAGAGGCCGGAAAACACACCUGAAGGACACUACAGAGUUCUGGGUCACCAAGGUAUCAGGAGAUCUCCCCGACCCGUGGCCCCCAUUCAAGAUCCCUAUCAGAGGAGCUGAUCCCCCAUCGGCCCUGUUUCACAUGCCCGCCGAAGUCCACUUCAUCUCGGUGCGGGUCUGCACCCACAAUGCACUGGGGUCGGCUACGUCGCCACCCGCUAACUACACGCUCAGUAGCAUCGUGAUUCCCUCCGCUCCGGUCCUCGGGGGGGCCCAGUGCUCCUCCAGGGGGUGUGCCAUCAGGGUUCAACAACCAGUGAGGACGCAACACCUGGAGAUCCAGUACACUACAGAACCGGGACUCUGGACCACCUAUCCAGACUCACCGCUGCUCCACCAGGACGUGCCAGUGGCUUUGGACCAAUUGCUGUCCAUCUGGCCUCUGGAGCCUUACCGGUUCUACCACUUCAGAGCCAGGUCCAAAUUCAGCACAGGCCUGUGGAGCGACUGGAGCGACGUCACCAGCGGUUGGACCCAGGAGGAAGCACCGGACAAAGAACUCGACGUGUGGUACACGCCGCCUUCCUCCGACUUCAAGUCCAUCAGGCUGUACUGGAAGCCGAUGAACGUCGCCCAUGCCAGGGGUAAAAUUGUGCGGUACUUGGUUGCGGUGCACAGCGCCGAGUCUCGACUGGUACACGCGGCCAACGUCAGCGCAAAUGCCACCGGCGCUUCCGUUGGGUUUUGCGCCAGGUGUCGCGCGACUGUGAGCGCGCUCAACUCCAAAGGAAUUUCCCCGGCGGCCAACAUUAACCCCUAUCACACCAAAGCGUUGGCCCAGCUGCCUGUACACAUGAAGGCAGAUGAAAACGGCGUCGCCCUCUGGUGGGGACGAGCGGAAAGGGCGGCGCCCCCCACGGCCCACAUCGUGGAGUGGUACCCGGAGGGGCUCAAGCUGCAGGAGCUGCACUGGCUCAGACUGAACGGAGAAGCUCGUCAAGCUGUCAUCCAAGGUUUGAACGCGUCCGAGUGCUACGAAAUCGCAGUUCACGUUCUCCACAGCGACGACUCGAUGACCACCAGAAGCUUUCGACUCCUCAACACCAGCAAAUCAGUCCCCAAAGUCGGUCCGUCGAUUCAACAGGAAGUGGACUCCGACAGAGUAGUCGUGACAUGGAGGGAUCUUCCCAGGGCUCAGCGUGGUGGAUGCAUCACUAAGUACACCAUCUACCUGGAAGACGCCAGAGGAAUUGUGCAGCAAUACUCGGUGCAAGCGACCAAGCGGAUGUUUUUCUUGGAGCACCUGGCUCCAGGUGUGCACAGCCUGUGGAUGACCGCUUGGACUUCUCAGGGAGAAAGUCCACCCGCUCAAAAAGUCAAGAUCUUCAUCCAAGCCGCUGAGGGCAUCCCGGUGUCGCUUCUGGUCUUCUGCUCGCUGCUCUCGGUAGCGGCGCCGCUGCUGCUCUGCGUGUGCCAAAUUGCGGCCGUGAAGAAGAGGGUGUGGCUGCUUUUCCGCCGCUUCAUGCUCCAAGUGGUUCCGGAUCCCGCCAACAGCAAAUGGGCGAAAGAAUCCACCCAGGGUGAAAUGAACCUGCAACAUCGGAUGAGCGAGGCCGUCCCGAUCGAGGAGGAGGAGGAGCCAAUCAUCAGCAUCAUCACGGACGUGGAGGAGCUGUCCAAUCACACCACGUACAUGAAGAGCGACUCCCACGACUCGGAGGAGAAUCAGGCCUCGUUGGACUCGAGUACUAUAAACGCGAACUACCUCUCAACUGGAUGCCAGGGGCGACGUCUGGCCAGCGAGGAGGAAGACCCGGACGAAGAGGGUGAGGACGAAGAGAUGCUAACGCCGGAUCGCAGCUUGUUCACUGAGCCCCUGGGAACGCAAAUCGUCGGGAAUUUGACACUGGACGCCGUCCGAUUCGACUGCGGUGGCCUCUUUGAGAACUGCUGAUCACACUACAAGGGCGAGCAAUUAGUUGACGAUUCAACGCCGGUAUUUUUUUGUAUCACCGUUAAAAUCUUUGUCGACUCUCAGUCGAGUCUUUUUGGCAUCUCGUCUUCCAUUCGGUGAAGUCACAGAGCACUUUCCAUUCGCCCAUCCGCUGGACGCCGAACUCCUUAACGCUGUGCGGACGAGCGAGACGUUCUGCCAACGAGGUGACGCGGUCUUCAAACAUCUAAGAUAGUAUCAGAGUACAAAAGCCAGCCCGACAUCUUCUCCUUUCCCUUCCAACUUGUCCUGCAUCUUCCUCUCUAAAACCCACAGUCUUCAUGUCCUCCCUCACAACAUCCAUCAACCUUUUUUUUGGUCUUCAUCGGAAGCGAGAGAGUGAGUAUAUUGGUAGGAGGACGGUAAGGAUGCAGCUACCAGGGAAAAGAGCCUCUCGCGCUUUUCCCUGGUAGCUCCGUCCUUACCUCACCUCUCUCUGGACAUGUCCAAGCCAUCGAAGUCUGCUCUCUCUCACCAAGUCUCCACAACAUCCAACUUUGCUUGUCCCUCUAAUGAGCUCAUUUCUAAUCCGAUCCAACCUGCGAGAACCUCAACAUCUUCAUUUCUGCCACCUCCAGUUCCGCUUCCUGUCUCUUCAGUGCAACCAUCUCUAAUCCGGACGUCAUGGCCGGCCUCGCCACUGUUUUACAGACUUUGCCCUUCAUCCUUGAGGAGACUCUUCUGUCACAUAGAACACCAGACACCUUUCGCCAGCUGUUCCAACCUGCUUGGACCCGUUUCUUCACUUCCUUACCACUCUCUCCAUUGCUCUGUAUUGUUGACCCCAAGUAUUUGAAGUCCUCCACCCUCGCCAUCUGUUCUCCCUGUAGCCUCACUUUUCCCCCUCCACCCCUCUCAUUCACGCACAUAUAUUCUGUUUUACUUCAGCUAAUCUUCCUUCCUCCCCUUUCCAGUGCAUGCCUCCAUUUUUCUAAUUGUUCCUCCACCUUCUUCCUGGUUUUACACCAGAUCAGAAUACCACACUAGCUUUGACUAUUCGAAUAGCCGCUUAUCAUGAUCUCCUUUUUGCUUGGGUAGGUUUUGUUUCCUGGUUUUGUGGUUUUAUUAGCUGUGUCGCCCUUCUCACAUUUUCCCUCACCCCUCGUGUUUUUUCAAAUUCCAUAUGUUUUGAGAUUCCUGGAUUCGUUCUUUGCAUCCUUGCUUCCCUGCACUUUCACCUCCUCUUAAAAGAUUCAUACCAACAGUACCUCAGGACCGGCGAUGAAGAACGAAUGCGAUUGCGCCAAGAACAUUUGUCUUAUAACGUUGACAACAACAGGGUGCUAAAGAGAACUUUACGCAUCAAAGUACGACGCAAUCGGCGUUGUGUAUUGAUGGAUUACAUGUAACAAUGUUCUGUAAUUUAAUCCCAAAAUUGACAUACCGUAUUUUCCGCACAAUAAGGCGCACCUAAGAGAUUUUAAUUUUCUCAAAAGCCGACAGUGCGCCUUAUAAUCCGGUGGAUGGAUCAAUAUUGACCUGGCAGCUACGGUAAGCAGCCUCUGACUCCAUUUUCCCCUAUAGAAGAAGUAGCGCGCGGUGCAUGCUGGGAUAUAUGACUGAGCGAAGUGUGCCGUUUCAUUUCCAUUUGUGUUUUUGUAUAAAGACCAACAAAAUGGCUCCUAUUAAGAGACACGCUUACGGCACUGAGUUUAAAUUUAAGGCAAUCAGUCACGCAGUAGAACACGGGAAUAGAGCAGCAGCGAGAGAAUUUCACAUUAACGUAUCAGUGGUGCAAACGUGGAGGAAGUAAAGAGGACUAAACAGAGUUUCUGAGGGACCACAGCAAGAUGGCUACCCCCAGCCUCUACUGUAGCAUCUAUUCUAUGCGCCUUAUAGUGCGGAAAAUACGGUAAUUGUAAUUGCAUCACAUGGAGAAAAUGCAAUGUACAAUUUUUAAUCCAUGAUUAAAAUCGCAUUUACGUUUGAAGAAUCCCAGCAAAAAAAGCUUGGAAUUUUCAAACAUUGGUUUCAGAUCAGCAUUCCACUUCUAAAGCUUAUGAUUGGCUCUCUGGUCACGCGCGAUUCUUAUGCUAGACCCCAUCGACGUUAAUGGUGCUGCAGUCAGAAGCAACAGUGUCGGAGGCGCGUAACAUGUUCCUGGGUUGCAAAUACACACACAAAAACAUUUGUCAAAUAUUUUUAGUAAAAUGCAAAGAGUUUCCAAGUAGUCACAGGUGCUGUCGACGACGGAACAGUCAAUGUCGAACCUGAGGACACAUCUCCGGGUACGUAGCCUGCAGCAUCUGUCUUUACAGUACAACUGAAGAGCCUCCAAAACUGCACAUUGCCAAGAGAAACUGGCAAAAGAUAUAUGUAUGUCCAAAGUAACGUAAUGUUUUAUUUUUAUCUACAAAAUGACCAUGCAGACAUAUACCGAGACAUGAGUGUAACAUGCAUAAAUAUCGGAUAUAUUCAUAUGCACAGUAUCAGACGUGUGACUCACUGCAGCGGCA